GCCGCGCGCGAUGCCGAGCGCUGAGGAUCUGGCGCUGCUAGCUGCAGAGAACGCAGAAGAGGAAACCGGCUCCGACCCGAGACUGCGUCUCCUGGGGGCCUACGUGGCUCAGAGCCUGCGGCCGGCGGCGGGUGCAUGGGAGCGCUGCACCGGGACAACCGAGGCUGAGCAUCUGCUUCAGGCCUUCCUGGGCUGCGAUGCUGCAGAGGGGCCGAGGCCAUUGCUGGUGGUGCGGCCGGGACCCGGGGGCCUGGCGAUGCGACAGGGGAUGGACGCGGGACCCGAGUCCGGCCCGGCUCGAGCCAAGGGAUUGUUCUUCCUGCGCACCAGGCCCGAGCCUCCAGGGCCCACCAGCCUCCGAGGGGCAGUACUCUGCGGGGACCUGCCCGCUGCGCCUCUGGAGCACCUAGCCGCGCUAAUCUCCGAGGUUGUUGUACCUGUCCUGGCCAACAAGAAGAACCACUUAGGCUGGCCCCAUAUGGUAUGCCAAGAUGUUAGGAGGCAAGCCCACACCCUUCAGUGUGACCUCCUUGUUAUCCUGGAACAAGUGAAGGGGAGAACAUUGCUGCCUCUUCCAGUAGGCUCAGAGAAAGUGGAGUUUGUGGAUCCCGAAAGUGAGACAGUCUUAGAAUCCAUAGAUAAGUCAACCAUCUAUGCCAUUGAGACUGCAGUGAUCAAGUGGACCCACCAAGUCCAGGUGGUGCUUAAGAGAGAGUCUUCUCAAUCAUUCUUACAAGGGGAGAAUCCCACCCCCAAGGUAGAACUGGAUUUCUGGAAGAAAAGGAAUGAGGAUCUGGAGUACAUUUAUAAUCAGCUGAGAACGAUGAAGGUGAGGGGGAUGGCUGGGAUCCUGGACAAGCUUCAGAGCAGCUACUUUCCAGCAUUCAAAGCCAUGUUUAGAGAUGUUACAGCAGCUCUGAAAGAGGCUCAAGACAUCUACACGCACCUGUUACCACUCCAAGGCCACCUGGAGGUCCUGGAAAGCCUAGAGUUUCCCCAGCUGAAGCCCCGGCUGCAGCCCCUUCUCCAUGUGGUCUGUCUGAUUUGGGCUACAUGCACAUGCUACCGCUCUCCUGGGAGGCUCACGGCGCUGCUCCAGGAGAUGUGCAACCUUCUCAUCGAGCAGGCUUCUAACUACCUCAGCCCAGAACAUCUCCUGAGAAAUGAGAUAGAAGAAAGUCAGAGGAAACUGCAGGUGGCCUUGGAUACCUUGAGUUUCUUCAAGCACGUGUUUCAGGACAGAAGGGAGAAUCUCUAUAUUUACUUCAAAGAGAGUGAGGAGGUCAAGGAAUGGGAUUUCCAGUCUUCUUUGGUCUUUGUGCGCCUGGAUAUCUUCCUGGGCCGACUGCAUACAGUGGAGGAUCUUCUGAAGACAGCCUUGGAUUUCCACAAACUGGAAAAACUGGAGUUUAGUGGCAUCAGGGGGAACGCCCUGACUCAGCAGGUGCACCAAAUGUACGAGGAGUUCCAGGAGAUGUACAAAGUCUUCUCUGAGUACUCCUAUGAUUGCUUGGACCCCCACAGCAGGGAAUUUGAAAAUGACAUCUCUAGAUUUAACCAGAAGGUAGAAGAUCUUGACCGGAGAUUGGCAACCAUCUUUAUUCAAGCCUUUGAUGAUACACCUGACCUGGAGCAUGCCUUUAAGCUGCUCGACAUAGCAGGAAACCUCCUUGAAAGACCACUGGUAGCACAAGACACAUCAGAUAAAUACCUUGUGCUCAUCAGGAUGUUCAACAAAGACCUAGAUGCAGUCAGGAUAAUCUACAAUCAGCACAUCCAGGAGGCAAAGCUUGGGUUCUUGCCAGUGCACAAGAACAUGCCCACCCUGGCUGGGAGCCUCCGCUGGGCACAGGAGCUGAGGCAGCGCAUCCAGGGCCCUUUCAGCAACUUCAGGCGCAUCACACACCCUUGCAUGGAAUCUGUUGAAGGAAAGCGAAUGAUACAACAAUACGAAUCUAUGUGCUCAUUGCUGGAAAGCUAUGAGACAAGGCUGUAUGAAGACUGGUGUCAGUCAGUGUCAGAGAAAUCACAGUACAACCUCUCUCAACCACUUUUGCAACGUGAGCCUCAGACAAAGCGGAUCACUGUCAACUUCAACCCACAGCUGACUUCGGUGCUGAAAGAAAUGAGCUAUCUUGAGCCUGGAGCUAUGAAGCACAUCCCUGAGACAGCAGCAGAGCUGUCAUCCUCCAGGGAAUUCUAUCGGCAGCUUGUGGCCAAUUUGGAUUCGAUGGCAAAUUGGUACAACAAGGUUAUGACAACUUUGCUAGAGGUGGAACUUCCCCUAGUGGAGGGAGAGCUGCAAAAUAUUGAUCUCUGCCUGAGAGCUGCAGAAGAGACUCUGAACUGGAAAACAGCAGGAAUUUGGGAUUAUGUUAUUCAAAUCACCAAUAGUAUUCAUGAUCUUGAACAAAGAAUUCAGAAAACUAAAGACAAUGUGGAAGAGAUUCAAAACAUCAUGAAAACAUGGGUGACUCCAAUGUUUAAAAGAAAAGAUGGGAAAAAGGAAUGUCUUCUCUCUCUGGAUGACCAACAUGAUCAAAUUGAAAGAUAUUACAGUCUCAUCAAGGAAUCUGGCCUUAAAAUUCAUGCUCUUGUUCAGGAAAAUCUGGGUCUGUUUUCAGCAGACCCAGCCUCCAAUAUCUGGAAGAAUUAUAUUAACUAUAUUGAUGACAUGUUGCAGAAUGGAUUAUUUCUUGCUAUCAAGUGCUCACUCAAAUACCUCUUGGAAAAUACCGAGUGUAAGGCGGGACUCACCCCAAUAUUUGAAGCACAACUCAGCCUUGCCAUCCCAGAAUUAGUUUUCCAUCCCUCUAUGGAAUCUGGAGUGAAGGGUGGCUUCGGUGACAUCAUUGAAGAUCUUGUCACUAGCACUUUUGGGAUAGCGUCUCUGGUACCACGGCUUUCCCUGCACAAUGGCUCUGCCCACUAUCAGGUCACCCUGGAGGGCAUGGCUGACUUGGCCAGUAUGCGAGACACGCUCAAGCAGAGGGUCCAAAGCAUGAUGACCCUCUGCUAUGGCUAUCGGAACACAUUCAGUCAGUAUUCCUACCUCUACGUGGAGGACCGCAAGGAGGUCUUGGGCCAGUUUCUGUUGUAUGGUCAUAUCCUUACCCCGGAGGAGAUUGAAGCUCAUGCAGAAGAAGGCAUCCCAGAGAGUCCACCCCUCCUCCAUCAGUUCAAAGCACAAAUUGACUCUUACGAAAAGCUCUAUGAAGAAGUGUGCAGCCUGGAGCCCACCAAGGUGUUUGACAGCUGGAUGAAAAUCGACGUGCGGCCCUUUAAGGCAUCUCUGAUGAAUAUAAUUAAAAAGUGGAGCCUCAUGUUUAAACAGCAUCUCGUUGACUAUGUCACUAACAGCCUGGAUGAUCUUGAAGCUUUCAUAGAAAGCAGUGAGAGUGGCUUACUCAAGGAACUCAAGAAAGGAGAUCUCCAAGGAUUGGUUGAGGUCAUGGGACACCUUGUGGCUCUUAAAGAGCGGCAGAGCAGCACUGAUGAAAUGUUUGAGCCCCUCAGGCAAACCAUCGAAUUACUGAAAACCUAUGACCAAGAAUUGCCCGAAGCUGUGUUUAAGCAACUGGAGGAGCUACCUGAAAAAUGGAACCACAUGAAGAAACUGGCCAUCACCAUUCGGCAGCAGGUGGCUCCCCUGCAGGCAAACGAAGUGACCAUCCUUCGCCAGAGGUGCACUGACUUUGACGUGGAGCAGCAGCAGUUCUGGGAAAGAUUCCACCAGGAAGCCCCCUUCAGGUUUGAUAGCAUCACUCCUCACCAAAUCCUGGACAUGAGGCACAUCGAGAUCCAACAGAUGGAAUCCACCAUGGCCUCCAUUUCUGAGUCCGCUGGCUUGUUUGAAGUCAGCAUUCCUGACUACAAGCAGCUGAAGAAGUGCAGGAAGGAAGCCUGCCAGCUGAAGGCGUUGUGGGACACUAUCGGCAUGGUGACCUCCAGUAUCCGUGCCUGGGAAGCCACCGCGUGGAGGGACAUCAAUGUGGAAGCAAUGGACACGGAAUGCAAAUGGUUUGCCCGACAUAUCCGUAACCUCGACAAGGAGGUCAGGACCUGGGAUGCCUUCAUGGGCCUAGAAAGAACUGUGAUAAACACCCUAACUUCCUUACGGGCAGUCAAUGAGCUACAGAACCCUGCCAUCCGAGAGCGACACUGGAAACAGCUGAUGCACGCCACGGGUGUGAGCUUCACGAUAGACAAAGACACCACCCUGGCCCACCUCCUGCAGCUCCAGCUGCACCUCUUUGAGGAUGAGGUCCGGGGCAUUGUAGACAAAGCUGUGAAAGAGAUGGCGAUGGAGAAGGUCCUGAGGGAACUGCAGAGCACUUGGGCUAGUAUGGAAUUCCAGUAUGAGCCCCACCCGAGGACCCACGUCCCCCUUAUGAGGUCAGAUGAGGACCUCAUUGAGGUACUAGAAGAUAAUCAAGUCCAACUUCAGAACUUGAUGAUGUCCAAGUACGUUGCCUUCUUCCUGGAGGAAGUAUCAGGCUGGCAAAAGAAGCUGUCCACUGCUGAUGCUGUCAUCUGCAUCUGGCUGGAGGUGCAGCGCACCUGGUCUCACCUGGAAAGUAUAUUCAUUGGAUCUGAAGAUAUCCGUGCUCAGCUACCCCAGGUACUUGCAAAGGAAAUCUUUCUAUUGAGCCUGUGUGAGAAAGCGCUGGCAGAGUACCUGGACACCAAGAGGCUCGCCUUCCCUCGGUUCUAUUUUCUCUCGUCUUCUGAUCUGCUAGACAUUCUUUCCAACGGCACAGAUCCUCAACAGGUACAACAUCACCUUUCCAAACUAUUUGACAAUAUGGCCAAGAUGCAAUUCCAGCUAGAUACUUGUGACAACCCAACCAAGAUAAGUCUUGGCAUGUAUAGCAAAGAGGAAGAAUAUGUGGCCUUCAGUGAACCUUGUGAUUGUAACUUUCAGGUAGAAGUAUGGUUGAAUAAUGUGCUUGCUCACAUGAAAGCCACCGUGAGACAUGAGAUGAUGGAAGGAGUAACCACCUAUGAGGAAAAACCAAGGGAACAAUGGCUCUUUGACUAUCCAGCUCAGGUGGCCCUCACCUGCACUCAGAUCUGGUGGACGACAGAGGUAGGCAUCGCAUUUGCCAGGCUGGAGGAAGGUUAUGAGAAUGCCAUGAAGGACUACUAUAAGAAGCAAGUGGCCCAGCUCAAAACUCUCAUCACCAUGUUGAUUGGCCAGCUCUCCAAGGGAGACCGCCAGAAGAUCAUGACCAUAUGCACCAUUGACGUGCAUGCCCGAGAUGUGGUGGGCAAGAUGGUCUCUCAGAAGGUGGACAAUGCCCAGGCUUUCCUCUGGUUGUCCCAGCUGCGUCACCGUUGGGACGAUGAGGCCAAACAUUGCUUUGCUAACAUCUGUGAUGCCCAGUUUCUAUAUUCCUAUGAGUACCUUGGAAAUACACCCCGCCUGGUGAUCACACCUUUGACGGACAGGUGCUACAUCACUCUCACCCAGUCUCUGCACCUGACCAUGAGUGGAGCUCCAGCAGGACCUGCAGGCACAGGCAAGACGGAAACAACCAAGGACCUAGGCCGAGCCCUGGGCAUCAUGGUCUACGUGUUCAACUGCUCAGAGCAGAUGGACUACAAGUCCUGUGGCAGCAUCUACAAAGGCCUUGCUCAGACCGGAGCCUGGGGCUGCUUUGAUGAAUUUAAUCGAAUCUCCGUGGAGGUCUUGUCUGUUGUGGCAGUGCAGGUUAAAAGCAUCCAAGAUGCAAUCAGAGAUAAGAAGCAGCAGUUCAACUUUCUGGGGGAAGAGAUUAAGCUGAAUCUUUCUGUGGGCAUCUUCAUCACCAUGAACCCAGGCUAUGCUGGCCGCACGGAGCUGCCCGAAAAUCUCAAGGCCUUGUUCAGGCCAUGUGCGAUGGUUGUCCCAGACUUUGAGUUGAUCUGCGAGAUCAUGCUGGUGGCAGAAGGAUUCAUUGAUGCCCGGCUAUUAGCCAGAAAGUUCAUCACCCUUUACAAAUUGUGCAAAGAACUUCUUUCCAAACAGGAUCACUAUGACUGGGGCCUGCGGGCCAUCAAGUCUGUACUCGUGGUGGCAGGAUCACUAAAGCGAGGAGACCCUGAUAGGCCUGAGGACCAGGUCCUGAUGCGUUCCUUGCGAGACUUCAACGUCCCCAAGAUCGUGACUGAUGACAUGCCUGUGUUCAUGGGCCUGAUCGGGGACCUCUUCCCUGCUCUGGAGGUGCCAAGGAGGAGAGACCUGAACUUUGAGACUUUGGUGAGGAAGGCAAUUGUGGACCUGAAGCUCCAAGCAGAGGACAACUUUGUGCUCAAGGUGGUCCAGCUGGAGGAGUUGCUGGCAGUGCGGCACUCUGUGUUUGUGGUGGGUGGCGCUGGCACUGGCAAAUCACAAGUGCUGAGAUCCCUGCACAAGACCUAUCAGAAUAUGAAACGCCGCCCCGUCUGGACUGACCUCAAUCCCAAAGCAGUCACAAAUGAUGAACUCUUUGGCAUCAUCAAUCCAGCCACGCGAGAAUGGAAGGAUGGAUUGUUCUCCUCCAUCAUGCGGGAUCUUGCCAACAUUACCCACGAUGGACCCAAGUGGAUUUUACUGGAUGGUGACAUAGACCCAAUGUGGAUUGAGUCCCUGAACACUGUCAUGGAUGACAACAAGGUGCUGACCCUGGCGAGCAACGAGAGGAUCCCUCUCAACCCCAGCAUGCGGCUCCUCUUUGAGAUCAGCCACCUGCGCACAGCCACUCCAGCAACUGUCUCCAGAGCAGGAAUCUUAUAUAUCAACCCUGCAGACCUGGGAUGGAACCCUCCCGUGAGCAGCUGGAUCGAUCAGAGGGAAAUGCAGACAGAGAGAGCCCACCUAACCAUUCUGUUUGACAAGUACCUUCCAACCUGCUUAGAAACACUCAGAACCAGAUUUAAGAAGAUCAUCCCAGUCCCAGAGCAAAGCAUGGUUCAGAUGCUGUGCCAGCUCCUUGAGUGUCUCCUGACCAAGAAGGACAUCCCUGCAGACUGCCCCAAGGAGAUCUAUGAGCUUUAUUUUGUGUUUGCUGCCAUCUGGGCCUUUGGUGGAGCAGUGGUCCAAGAUCAGCUUGUGGACUACCAGGCAGAGUUCAGCAAAUGGUGGCUGACUGAGUUCAAGACAGUGAAGUUUCCUUCCCAGGGAACUGUCUUUGACUACUACAUAGAACCAGAAACCAAGAAAUUCGAGCCUUGGUCCAAGCUCAUCCCCCAGUUUGAAUUUGACCCUGAAACUCCUUUGCAGGCAUGCUUGGUGCACACGAGUGAGACCAUUCGAGUUUGCUACUUCCUGGAGCGGCUCAUGAAGCGGCAGCGACCCAUCAUGCUGGUGGGCACCGCUGGCACAGGAAAGUCAGUGCUGGUGACAGCCAAGCUGGCCAGCCUCGAUCCUGAGGAGUACCUGGUAAAAAAUGUGCCUUUCAACUACUACACCACAUCAGCAAUGCUGCAGGCUGUCCUGGAGAAACCUCUGGAAAAGAAAGCUGGAAGAAACUAUGGCCCCCAGGGGAAGAAGAAACUCAUCUAUUUUAUUGAUGACAUGAACAUGCCUGAAGUGGAUGCCUACGGGACUGUGCAGCCUCACACCAUCAUCAGGCAACAUCUGGAUUACGGCCACUGGUAUGAUCGGAACAAGCUCUCCCUAAAGGAGAUCAUGAAUGUACAGUAUGUGUCCUGUAUGAACCCCACUGCAGGCAGCUUCACCAUCAAUCCACGGCUUCAGCGCCACUUCAGCGUGUUUGUCCUCUCCUUCCCGGGAGCAGAUGCCCUCUCCUCCAUCUAUGGCACCAUCCUGACCCAGCACCUGAAGCUAGGAAACUUCCCAGCCUCUGUGCAGAAGUCUGUCCCCCAGCUAAUCAACCUGGCCCUCACAUUCCACCAGAAAAUCGCCACUACCUUCCUGCCAACUGUGAUCAAAUUCCACUACAUUUUCAACCUCAGAGAUUUUGCCAACAUCUUCCAGGGAAUUCUUUUCUCCUCAGUAGAGUGUGUAAAAUCCACACAAGAUCUGGUAGAGCUCUACCUCCAUGAAUCAAAUAGGGUUUAUCGGGAUAAGAUGGUAGAAGAAAAGGACUUUGAGCUCUUCGAUAAAAUCCAGGCAGAAGUGCUCAAGAAAGUCUUUGAUGACUUUGAAGAGACCGCGGCGCAGAGCCGAAGCCUGAAUCUGUACUGCCACUUCGCGAAUGGCACCGGGGAGCCCAAGUACAUGCCCGUGCGGUCGUGGGAAGCGCUCACGCAGACGCUGGCGGAAGCCUUGGAAAACCACAACGAGGUCAACCCAGCUAUGGACCUGGCGCUCUUUGACGACGCCGUGCGCCACGUCUGCCAUAUCAAUCGAAUCUUGGAGUCUCCACGGGGAAAUGCUCUGCUGGUUGGCGUGGGAGGCAGCGGCAAGCAGAGUCUGACCAGACUUGCGGCCUUCCUCAGCUCUAUGGAGGUAUUCCAGAUCACGCUUCGCAAAGGCUACCAGAUCUCAGACUUCAAGGUAGACCUGGCCAGCCUGUGUCUGAAAGCUGGAGUCAAGAAUCUCAGCACAGUGUUUCUCAUGACAGACGCCCAGGUGGCUGAUGAGAGAUUCCUUGUGCUCAUCAAUGAUCUCUUGGCAUCUGCAGAGAUACCAGACCUCUACUCGGAUGAUGAAGUUGAAAACAUCAUAAGCAAUGUGAGGAAUGAAGUCAAGAGCCAAGGCCUGCUUGACAACAGAGAGAACUGCUGGAAGUUUUUCAUAGAUCGUGUCCAACGACGCCUAAAGGUAACUCUCUGUUUCUCCCCUGUGGGGAACAAGCUGAGGGUCCGCAGCAGGAAGUUCCCAGCUAUUUUGAACUGCACAGCCAUUGACUGGUUCCAGGAGUGGCCUCAGCAGGCGCUGGAGUCUGUCAGCCUCCGCUUCCUGCAAAACACGCACAGCAUUGAGCCUACAGUAAAGCAAUCAAUUAGCAAGUUCAUGGCCUUUGUCCACACAAGCGUCAACCACACAUCGCAGGCUUAUCUGAGCAACGAGCAGCACUAUAACUACACAACCCCCAAAUCCUUUCUGGAGUUCAUCAGACUCUACCAAAGCCUUUUGCACAGAAAUGAAAAAGAGCUCAAGUCCAAAAUGGAGCGCCUUGAGAAUGGGCUGCUGAAGCUCCACAGCACUUCUGCCCAGGUGGAUGAUCUGAAAGCCAAGUUGGCCACCCAGGAAAUAGAACUGAAGCAGAAGAAUGAAGCGGCUGACAAACUGAUUCAGGUGGUAGGCAUGGAGACUGAGAAGGUGAGCAGGGAGAAAGCCAUCGCAGAUGCAGAAGAGCAGAAGGUGGCACUUAUCAUGCUAGAGGUGAAGCAAAAGCAGAAGGACUGUGAGGAAGACCUGGCCAAAGCUGAGCCAGCACUCAUGGCAGCCCAGGAAGCUCUCAACACCCUCAACAAGACCAACCUGACAGAGCUGAAGUCAUUCGGUUCCCCGCCUCCGGCCGUCAGCAAUGUCAGCGCCGCAGUGAUGGUGCUCAUGGCCCCAGGGGGCAAAGUGCCCAAGGACCGGAGCUGGAAGGCUGCCAAGGUCACUAUGGCCAAAGUGGACAGUUUCCUUGACUCCCUCAUCAACUUCAACAAGGAGAACAUUCAUGAGAAUUGCCUCAAAGCCAUCCGGCCAUACCUGCAAGAUCCUGAGUUCAACCCAGAGUUCGUGGCCAGCAAGUCCUACGCAGCUGCAGGCCUGUGCUCUUGGGUUAUAAACAUUGUGAGAUUCUACGAGGUGUUCUGUGAUGUGGAACCCAAGCGCCAGGCAGUAAGCAAAGCUACCUCAGACCUCACAGCCGCCCAGGAGAAGUUGGCAGCCAUCAAAGCCAAGAUUGCCCACCUUAAUGAAAACCUGGCAAAGCUUACAGCCAAAUUUGAGAAAGCAACAGCAGAUAAACUCAAAUGUCAGCAAGAAGCUGAAGUGACCGCAGGCACCAUCUCCCUUGCAAACCGCCUGGUUGGAGGACUCGCCUCUGAAAAUGUGAGGUGGGCAGAAGCCGUGCAGAACUUCAAACAACAGGAAAGGACAUUAUGUGGAGACAUUUUACUGAUUACUGCUUUCAUUUCAUACCUCGGCUUCUUUACAAAAAAAUACCGUCAGAGCCUCAUGGAUCAAACCUGGAGACCUUACCUCAGCCAGCUGGUGGUUCCCAUCCCAGUCACCCCAACCCUGGACCCCCUGAGGGUACUGACUGAUGAUGCUGUCGUGGCUGCCUGGAGGAACGAGGGCCUCCCUGCAGACCGUAUGUCUGUGGAGAAUGCCACCAUCCUCACCAACUGUGAGCGCUGGCCGCUCAUGGUGGACCCUCAGCUGCAAGGCAUCAAGUGGAUCAAGAACAGAUACGGAGAAGAUCUCCAAGUGACCCAGAUUGGCCAGAAAGGCUACCUUCAAACCCUAGAGCGUGCCCUGGAAGCUGGAGAUGUAGUGCUGAUCGAAAACCUGGAAGAGUCCAUUGAUCCUGUUCUGGGACCUCUGCUUGGGAGAGAAGUUAUUAAAAAAGGACGCCCCAAAUUCCAUCUGGUGGCACUGACCAUAGCAGAUCACUCCCAAUUAGAUCUCACAAAGCAGCAGAAUGGAUUCAAAAUCACACUCAAAACAUUGGAGGACAACCUGCUCUCUCGCCUCUCCUCAGCAUCUGGCAACUUCCUGGGAGAAACAGCCUUGGUAGAGAACCUAGAGACCACCAAGCAGACAGCUGCAGAAGUGGAGAAAAAGGUCCAGGAGGCCAAGGUGACUGAGGUAAAAAUCAAUGAGGCUCGAGAAUACUACCGGCCAGCAGCUGCCCGGGCCUCUCUCCUCUACUUCAUCAUGAAUGACCUCAGCAAAAUUCACCCCAUGUACCAGUUCUCUCUUAAGGCCUUCAGCAUCGUCUUCCAGAAGGCUGUGGAGAGGGCUGCUCCUGAUGAGAGCCUCAGGGAGCGGGUGACCAAUCUAAUAGACAGCAUAACCUUCUCUGUGUACCAGUAUACCACCCGCGGGCUCUUCGAGUGUGAUAAGCUGACCUACCUAGCUCAACUCACCUUUCAGAUUCUCCUUAUGAACCAGGAAGUCAAUACAGCAGAGUUGGAUUUCUUGCUUCGAUCUCCAGUGCAGACCAGCUCACUAAGCCCCGUGGAGUUUCUCUCCCAUCAGGCCUGGGGAGGCAUCAAGGCACUUUCAUCCAUGGAAGAAUUCCGUAACCUGGAUCGGGACAUUGAAGGAUCUGCCAAAACCUGGAAAAAGUUUGUGGAGUCAGAGUGUCCUGAGAAGGAGAAGUUCCCGCAGGAGUGGAAGAACAAGACAGCCCUACAGCACCUCUGCAUGAUGAGGGCCAUGCGUCCGGACCGAAUGACCUAUGCGAUACGAAAUUUUGUUGAGGAGAAGUUAGGGAGCAAAUAUGUCUUGGGAAGAGCACUAGAUUUUGCAACCUCAUUUGAAGAAUCAGGACCGGCCACACCCAUGUUUUUUAUCCUGUCUCCAGGGGUGGACCCUCUGAAGGAUGUGGAAACCCAAGGAAGAAAACUCGGAUAUACUUUCAACAAUCGGAACUUUCACAAUGUGUCAUUGGGGCAAGGACAGGAGGUUGUGGCUGAGGCGGCACUGGACCUGGCUGCCAAGCACGGCCACUGGGUUAUUCUCCAGAAUAUCCACCUGGUUGCCAAGUGGCUCAGCACCCUGGAGAAGAAGCUGGAGGAACACAGCGAGAACAGCCACCCAGAGUUCAGGGUCUUCAUCAGUGCUGAGCCUGCACCCUCCCCUGAGGGUCACAUCAUCCCUCAGGGAAUUCUGGAGAACUCCAUUAAGAUCACCAAUGAGCCCCCCACGGGUAUGCAUGCCAACCUGCACAAAGCCCUGGACAAUUUCACUCAGGAUACUCUGGACAUGUGUUCCAAAGAGACAGAGUUUAAGAGCAUCCUCUUUGCUCUUUGUUACUUCCACGCAGUGGUGGCAGAGAGACGAAAGUUUGGGCCCCAGGGAUGGAAUCGAUCCUACCCCUUCAACAGCGGGGACCUCACCAUCUCUGUGAAUGUGCUCUACAAUUUCCUGGAGGCCAAUCCAAAGGUGCCCUACGAUGACUUGCGCUACCUGUUUGGUGAGAUCAUGUAUGGAGGCCAUAUCACAGAUGACUGGGACAGGAGGCUCUGCAGAACUUAUCUGGAAGAAUUCAUUAAACCAGAAAUGUUAGAAGGGGAGCUGUCCCUGGCCCCAGGGUUCCCACACCCAGGCAACAUGGACUACAAUGGUUAUCAUCAGUACAUCGAUUCUGAGCUGCCCCCCGAGUCGCCCUACCUCUAUGGCCUCCACCCCAAUGCUGAGAUUGGCUUCCUGACUCAGACCUCAGAGAAACUCUUCCGCACGGUGCUAGAGCUGCAGCCUCGGGAUGGCCAAGAUGCAGAAGGAGCUGGCAGUGCAAGAGAAGAAAAGGGGGAGCUGACCAUGACUAGCGACAUGGAAAAUUUACAGAACGCCCUGUACCUAGACACAGUGCCAGAGCCCUGGGCCAGGCGAGCCUAUCCUUCCACAGCAGGCCUGGCAGUCUGGUUUCUGGACCUCCUCAACCGCAUCAAGGAGCUGGAGGCUUGGACAGGUGACUUUGCCAUGCCCUCCACAGUGUGGCUGACAGGCUUCUUCAAUCCCCAGUCUUUCCUGACCGCCAUCAUGCAGUCUACGGCCCGCAAGAAUGAAUGGCCACUGGACCAGAUGGCCCUACAAUGUGACGUGAUGAAGAAAAACAAAGAGGAGCUCAAGAGCCCUCCUCGGGAAGGGGCCUAUGUCCAUGGCCUCUUCAUGGAAGGUGCCCGCUGGGAUACACAGGCGGGGAUCAUUACGGAAGCAAAGCUGAAGGAUCUGACACCUCCCAUGCCUGUGAUGUUCAUCAAGGCCAUUCCUGCAAAUAAACAGGAUAACCGCAAUGUCUACUCCUGCCCCGUGUACAAGACAUGUCAGCGGGGACCCACCUACGUGUGGACUUUCAACCUCAAAACGAAGGAAAAUCCAUCCAAGUGGGUUCUAGCAGGAGUAGCCUUGCUCCUCCAGAUUUAGCUUCCUGAACAGGCCACUGAGGAAACAUGGCCAAGGGCUGAGCUAGAGAUUCCCUCAGGACAGAGAGGUGAGGGUUGACCACAGACACUCAGAGCUAAGAAAUUACCAGCACUCAGCUUCUUUAGAACUAGGCUGGGAAACUGAGACUGGGCUACAGCUGGGCCCAGGAAUUACUGGAAGGGGAUUCUGUAUUCACCUUUCCUAAUAAAGUGAUUGAUAUUUCAACUGUGUCCAGGCCAGCUUCUGAGACUUGCUGAGUCAUAAGUGAUCUUGAAAAGGCUAAGAGAAACAAGCCACCAACAGUCCCAGCUUUCUUGCACAUCACCUAUCCUUAGUAGUCUAGCUCCAGGUACUGCAAGUGGCAUUGCUACUGCCCAUGAAUAAAGCUUCCAUCCUUACAGCUUUCGGGUGAUUUACAC
Messenger RNA from Octodon degus (degu), 13437 nucleotides. RefSeq names its product dynein axonemal heavy chain 9 (gene Dnah9). Gene Ontology annotation, cellular component: dynein complex. Gene Ontology annotation, molecular function: ATP binding; minus-end-directed microtubule motor activity; dynein intermediate chain binding. NCBI's taxonomy places the organism in Eukaryota, Metazoa, Chordata, Mammalia, Rodentia, Octodontidae. Gene Ontology annotation, biological process: microtubule-based movement. The record is from RefSeq and is a predicted model, not a curated record. The transcript is spliced from 67 exons. The coding region runs from base 11 to 13018 and encodes 4335 amino acids.